Molecule: messenger RNA, 219 nt
Organism: Penicillium vulpinum
Lineage: Eukaryota; Fungi; Ascomycota; Eurotiomycetes; Eurotiales; Aspergillaceae
Exons: 2
Coding region: 1-219 (72 amino acids)
Source: RefSeq, a predicted model, not a curated record
AUGACGCUAGUCCCGUUUGGGUUUACAUAUAGUACCGAUAAGCCUUAUCUAUGGAGUGCUCAGGUGGGCCUGGACAGGAUUAUUCAUCCUCGCCGGCAAGCGACAAUCUUGCCCAGGAAACCGAUCGAGCCAAAAGUCAUCACUGUUCUUGAGGCUGUCCUACACGACCGUAUCUCUUCAACUAAGCAGGGUACAAAUGUUCUUAAAUCAAAGUUCUAA